This is a messenger RNA of Microtus oregoni (creeping vole), 1436 nucleotides long. It is a transcript of the gene Srgn, whose product is annotated as serglycin. The transcript is spliced from 4 exons. Gene Ontology annotation, biological process: secretory granule organization; negative regulation of bone mineralization. Bases 227 to 715 code for a protein of 162 amino acids. The record is from RefSeq and is a predicted model, not a curated record. NCBI's taxonomy places the organism in Eukaryota, Metazoa, Chordata, Mammalia, Rodentia, Cricetidae. Gene Ontology annotation, cellular component: secretory granule.
CCAAGUGGCCGGCAAUUUAAGAUCUCCCUGGAAAGAGACUCUCAACAGAUCACAGUCCUGUCAGAACAGCCCAGGAAGGUCAGGCACGGGGCUCGAGACAGGAAACCGUGACGUGUGUUCUUGGGCAGGGUCUGAGGUUUUGGAACCUCUUUCUAAAAGGGACGGAGAGAGCACCCUGCAGCAUUUGGUGAUCGAGAGGCUGGCGUGUGGUGCUGAACUGGGCAGGAUGCGGCAUGUUCCCAUGGGCAGCAGGCUUCUCCUGGUUCUCUCCUUCAUCCUGGUUUGGGGAUCUUUGGUUCAAGGUUAUCCUGCUCGGAGAGCCAGGUACCAGUGGGUACGCUGCAAUCCCGACAGCAUCUCUGCAAACUGCGUGGAAGAGAAAGGACCCCUGUUUGACCUAAUGGCAGAUGGACCCGACAACGUUGGCCCUCCAAUGAGCAAUCCUUUUCUGACGAGAGGAUUUCCGGAUAAUUUCUUCCCUAUUUCUGAAGAUGUUUCUGGGUCGGGCUCUGGCUCCGGAUCGGGCUCGGGCUCUGGUUCUGGUUCUGGCUCUGGCUCUGGUUCAGGCUCUGGCUCAGGAAGUGGCUUCCUAGGCGACAUGGAAUGGGAAUACCCGCCAGCAGAUGACAGCGAUGUUUUCUUUUACAACUAUAGGCCUGUAGACAGGAUGCUCCACGAGCCAAACCAAGGGCAACCAGAAGAUUUUAUUAUAUGAAAGUGUUCAUUUCUGUUUCCCCACCUCCACACAGAACAAGGUCUUUUGUAUUUGGUGUUCCAUGUUUAAAUGAUCAGUCUUGGGAUAAAGAGCUUUACAGAAAAUUUAAAAUACCUGGAAAAGACUCUUAAAUUCUGUCACCCUUUCCUCCUGAGUUCUUAAGGAGUUAUAUGUUAAUGCUGUUAUUGCUUUAGAAAAUAUCUGCAUUUAUAUGUGUAUUGGAUUAACAUUAUGAAAUUAACUCACACCCCUGUUAUUAUGCAACAACUUUUACAAGCCAUGCUGUUUUUGAAAAAUUCAAUUUGAAUAGCAAAUUGAUGAACAAUAAUAUUUCAUACCUAAAGUGUUAGGAACACGACUCACAUUGUGAGUUACAGAAAUACUCCUUUUUAUGAUUUAAAAUAAAACAAAAGAGUGACCGCCGACAGUGGCUACGUGACCUGGUUUCUGUUGUGCUGUGGAUGCGGUGGAGAAGCAGUGAAUGUUGUUUAUCUAAAAUUGCUGUGGGUUGUGCAGUUAGAAACUUAAUGCCUCCAGUACCACACGGUGUGCUCUCAAUGCCUCUCCGUGCUUGGUCUUUUCCAUAGAUGCCUGUUUAAUUUCAAAUGUCACUCCACUAAAGCAAAGAUAUAACCUAAGGGAGGAAGCUGUCUAGGGAUUUCUUUUUCUCCUCCAGGAAAUAAUUACUUUAAAAACGGGGCUGGAGAGACAGCUCAGUGGU